This is a messenger RNA of Callorhinchus milii (elephant shark), 1999 nucleotides long. RefSeq names its product frizzled related protein (gene frzb). Gene Ontology annotation, biological process: canonical Wnt signaling pathway; non-canonical Wnt signaling pathway. Lineage: Eukaryota; Metazoa; Chordata; Chondrichthyes; Chimaeriformes; Callorhinchidae. Gene Ontology annotation, cellular component: cytoplasm. Gene Ontology annotation, molecular function: Wnt-protein binding. The transcript is spliced from 6 exons. The record is from RefSeq and is a predicted model, not a curated record. The coding region runs from base 238 to 1239 and encodes 333 amino acids.
GUGGGGGGGGGGGAGCUGCAAAAAAAAAAAAAAAUCUGAGUCUGGUUAAUUUCAAGCAGGAAGGAAAAUAACAGCCUCUUAGGAAAAAAAAACCCACCCACCAGACUCACUCGCCAUCUCCCAGAGCUGUUGGGGAACCCGGUGCCUUUUUUUAUUUAGCAAAAACGGGGACAGACACCUAACAGAGGGGACCGAUAAACCGUCCUCAAAAAGCGACCUCGAUCUUGAGAGCGGAAAAUGUUCAAGCGCGUGAGCGUGCUGUGGUUAGGGGUGUCCACUGCCGUGGUGUGGUUGAGCUGCCUGGAGUUGGUGGAAGCCGCUGCAUGUGAGCCCAUCAGGAUCCCCAUGUGCAGGUCAAUGCCUUGGAACAUGACCAAAAUGCCCAACCAUCUGCACCACAGCACACAGGAUAACGCUGUGCUGGCGAUCGAGCAGUACGAGGGGCUGGUGGGCAUCAACUGCAGCCCGGCUCUGCUGUUCUUCCUCUGCGCUAUGUAUGCCCCCAUCUGCACCAUCGACUUCCAACACGAGCCCAUCAAGCCGUGCAAGUCGGUGUGCCAGAGAGCCAGGGACGGCUGCGAGCCCAUCAUGAGAAGGUACAACCACAGCUGGCCAGAGAAUCUGGCUUGUGAGGAGUUCCCCAUGUACGAUCGGGGAGUGUGUAUAUCUCCCGAAGCUAUCGUGACAGUGGAUGCACCUGAAACAUCCCCAGACAUCGCCAUCCAUUCUAAUGGUAAUGACUGCAGAAGCACUGGAAGCGACGGUUGCAAGUGCCCAACUUUAAAGCUGACUCAGAAGGUUUACCUGAGGAACAACUAUAAUUAUGUUAUUCGAGCCAGAGUGAAAGAAGUAAGAAAUAAAUGCCACGAUGUUGCCACGACUGUGCAAGUGAAGGAGGUGCUGAAAUCUUCCCUGGUGAAUAUUCCAAAGGAGACAGUCACACUUCACACGAGCUCGGCAUGUCUCUGCCCUGAGAUCAGGACCAAUGAGGAGUACAUUAUCAUGGGUUAUGAAGACGAAGAGCGAGCCAGGUUACUUUUGGUGGAGGGUUCCAUAGCUGUGAAAUGGAAGGAUCGACUUGGCAAAAGGGUUAAGAACUGGGAUCAGAAACUCCGACAGGAUAAGAGGAAAGGAAGAAGUGGCUAUCAGAACAGAGAGAAACGCAUACAACCGAGAGACGUGACAUCCAGAGCCAAAAAGAGCAACAAAGGCAAUAAUGCCAAGCCAGCACGUCAAUAAAGAACAUUUUUUUUGCACGAAAAGUCCCAUUGGACAGUAUGAAAAAAAUAAACCUGCAUUAUCGGAGUGGCACAGGAAAAUUGCACUAUUGCACGUAUGUCCUAAUAGCGACUAUCAAAUUUAGCUAUUCUGUAACUUUGUUAUUGUUUUUUUUUGUCCUCUUUUGCACGAAUGUUAAUGUAAGGAGAAAGAAUGCAGCAUCGAAUUGACGACCAGUAUUGCGAGUAUCGUGAAGCGAAGACUGUCUGUCUCAGAAUUAUUGUUGUUGGGAGUGAAUUGGGCGAGCUGCUUUGUUAAGCGGAUGGCACACAUUUAUUGCGUUUCUAGGCUAUUCGACCCUGAAACUUUUCUCGCAUGUUUGUCACUGAAGGAAUGCCUGAACUCAGGCCUGGAAUGUGUAAGGAUUGAAUUGUUCUGGCGUCACUGAUAUCCCAAGGACAAGGUUGUACAGUAGAGCCCCAGUUACGGAAUUUGUGCAUGUCAGACCUGAUGAUGCUCAUGCUCAUACCACUGGCUCAAUUCAGUUCAUAAGUGCGAGCAGAGGACCAUAGGGAUGGCCAACAGCACUUGUAAAACAAACACUGGAUACAAAGCUAUUUGGUCGUCAGGUGUGACCUAACUAUAGCUAUGAUUAGUAACGGAGACAGCGUACAAUCUCUCAAGGUGAUUGCAUCACAUGAACAAGGCUUGCAUCGAAUUAUGACAUUUAGUUUUGAAAUUUUAUGUUUUAUGAAGCAUUAAAUAAACAGUUCUUCGAAAA